GGGACGUGGACAAUAUGGAGUUUGACUCGAAUGGAUUCGAUGAAGACGAUAGUUUCCGUUCAAAGACGCUCGUUUUUCCAGACGAAAGCGGCGACAAGCUCUCUCAGCUCUACUGUCGCGAAAUGCCACCUAUCCGCCACGCUACCCAAAGUGAGAUGCGGGAACACGGCACAGCAACAGCAGAUGAAGUGCGGAACUCCCCUUCUGUCACUCAACUCCCGGAUCGAAAUUUAGCGCAGAACCCAGAUCUCUUGAAGUGGGUUGGUCAACCAAAGGAAGACGGCACAUACUACCUGGUAGCCCAGUCCUGGUUAGCGCAAUCACAAACGCAAUCUCCUACACCAGUGGAUAACUCGUCUCUGCUGGAGCCUGGCGCAAGCGAGUUACGGCCGGAUCUGAAAGAAGGGUUCGACUAUAUCUCUGUGUCAGCGGAGGCGUGGGAAGCGAUAGCAAAUCGACAUGGCUUGGUAAAUGACACCUCGGCGGUCAGUCGUCAAACAUAUAUGGGUGCGGAUGGGCGAUGGCAUGUCGAUCUGUAUCCAGCAUCUUUUGAUGUCCGGUACAGUCAUAUGCAGGCGGACACGGAACCGGUGGCUUCGAUAAUGCUGUUUCGACAAACGUCUCCAAAACAGAUAAGAACGCUGCUAUCUGAAAAGCUCAACCUGAAUCCGUCCACCUUCGGCAUGAGCUUGAUACGCUCUAACGGUGAAAAGAUCUCAAUAAAAGAGGGUCAGCCAUUGACGCAAAGUGACCUAGGAACAGCGUCUUGGAUCGAAAUAAUUCCACAAGUGGAGCAUAACUUGCCAUCACCAAGUGAUGAAACGCCGGACAGCGUUUUCCAUAUGGAAGAUGUCGUGCGUACCGCAGAAAUCGAAGACACCUCAGAUGCCGUGAAGCCAUUCUUAUCGGUGGCGACGGCUGAACCAACUACCGCUUCGCCGAAAACAUCGCCGAAAAUCCUGACCAAACGGGAAAGAGUGCUGAGGAAGCUGAAUGGUGGAGAUGAAGGAGAGCAGCCGACAGAAGGACCCCCUUUGAUGCUCGAAUAUGGCCCUGCCCCCCCGGAGGAUGUAACAACGGCGCCCUUCGCCAACUCGAACAGUUUCAACUUCUUGCCCGCCCCAACUUACUCACGUCCUACCUCAACUGUCACAACUGGUGCAAUGGGACUGUCGAAUCUGGGGAACACGUGCUUUAUGAACUCUGCGUUGCAGUGCCUUAGCAAUACUGCGCCGCUGACUAAAUACUUUCUGAAGGGGAGUUGGCAAUCAGAGUUGAACCCAGAUAAUCCUCUUGGCAUGAAGGGACAGGUUGCUGAGGCGUAUGCGGAGCUGAUAUCGCAACUAUGGCGACCUGACGGUCAGCGAGGCACCAGUUAUUCUCCUCGGGGUUUCAAAUUAACAAUAGGCCGGUUCAACCCGAUGUUUGCCGGCUACUCACAACAAGACUCGCAAGAGCUUCUCGGGUUUCUGAUCGACGGCCUGCAUGAAGAUCUGAACCGAAUCAAGAAAAAGCCCUACAUCGAAGUUCCGGACAUGGAUGGGGAAUCCGACGAGACGAUCGCUGCGAAGACUUGGGAGAUCUACUGCAUGCGGAAUGACUCGGUUAUAGUGGAUCUCUUCCAAGGGCAGUACAAGAGUCGGGUGGAAUGCACGAAAUGUGGAAAGCUAUCGAUUACGUUCGACCCCUACAUGUUUCUUUCUGUUCCCAUACCCGAUCAUCGCGAGGUUGAAGUCUCACUCACAGCCAUGCCGAAAGUUGCGCCAAGCGGCCCUCGCGAGCUUGAAACUCCCGUUCGUCUCUUUCUGAGCAUGCCAAGGGACACCAGCAUCGCGGUCCUGAAAAGCAUGGUCGCAAAAAGGAUGAGGUGGAAAGCUUCGGAGGCUGAGCACGCCAUCGUCGUCAAUGUUGGACGCAACAGGGUCCUCCGGGUGUUGGAGAAUAGCGAGAUGGUGAAUGCCAUACAUUCGUAUGAUGACAUCUGGGUUGUGGAGCACGAGGAACCCGAUUGGGAUAUGUGGGAAGUUCCGUAUGCGGAUCGUGUGGAGACCAAUAUCAAGCGUUGCGCGGUAUGGACCACUAGUAUGCACGAUAGCCGCGAUCGGUUGAAUCAGGUGUAUGGCCCGCCAAUAAUGAUCACCAUACCCGCGAAGCUCGUUGCAUAUGCACCGGUAUCGAGAGUAGGCGCGAAGCGGCGAUCAACCCAAGAGCAGAGAACCGCAUUGCUUAGAGAGAUUUUUCGGCGAAUUUAUCGCGAAGUCGUGCGCGCGUUACGAAAGUAUGCCAAAAUUCCUCUCUACACACUGAAUGGCUUCACGCGCAUUCAAGAAGUGUAUCAAAUGCUUGAAAGCUAUCCGGCAAGUCAGAAUAAGUCAGACCUUCCUAUCGACGAAGAUCGACCCGCCCCCCAACUCCCGGUGUCCUGGGAUGACAUUGGCGAAGACUGCGAACCAAUCAUCGAUCUCUUCCGACUCAAGUGGUCUUCCGAGAGUUACAAUGGCGGCCCUAAUUGGGUAGAUAUCCUUUAUGAGGGUCCUUCGGAGUAUCAGUAUCGAUUAAGAGACCAGGCGGAAAAAGAGGAAACAUCAACAGAUGCCGACGAUGAAGGAUCCGAUCCUGAGCCUAUGACUGUCGACACACCGUUCCGGAGACCGCGGGGUUUCUCGAAGAGCGAGUUUCGCCGCCCGAGUUUGACCGAAAGCUCAAUAUACUCGGAUCGGCAUAGGCAUGCCGAAAUUGUGCCCUUGUCCGAAGCUGACAUCAAUAUAUACAUGGAAUGGACGAAUGAUUGUUACCAAUAUGUGGUCGACAAUCGGACAUUGGAAGAUUCGCAAAACGAGAGGUUGAAAUCCGAGUAUGAAGCUCGACAGAAGUUAGAGAAAAAGUCCUUAAGUUUACAAGACUGUUUGAACGAAUACCGCAAGGAAGAGAUGCUCGGCGAAGACAAUAGCUGGUAUUGUCCCCGGUGUAAAGAACAUCGGCCAACGAAAAAGAAACUGGACAUUUGGACCGUACCCGAGAUUCUUGUGUUCCAUUUGAAGCGCUUCUCCAACACAGGACGCGGGUACCGGAGCAUAAUGGGCGAUAAGAUUGAUUGUCUCGUCGAUGCCCCAAUUCAAGGCCUAGAUCUGACAGACGUGGUGCUUGGAAAGCAUCCCGCCCGCAAAUGGCAUAGCAACGAAUCAAUCCGUAGAACUGAAUCGUUCGAAUCCGAGAGUAUGGGAUUGUCCGAGGAGUUGAAAGACAAAACAACAAUCAGCUCCGAUGAGAUGACGGAUGUUGCCGACGAAGAAGAGCCGCUCACCGCAGGUGUGGGUGACGAUCGCAUGGCAGCGACACCGCAACCUAAUGGCACGCAUACUGUCGUUGGGAACGGGCACCUUCUAAGCGCAUCCGCAACUGAUGCAGAUACCAGCGAGCCAAUGGACUCUGCGGCUGAUGACGACGAUAACCAACUAGUAUACGAUUUGUUCGCUGUUUCGAACCAUUUUGGUGGUUUGGGAGGUGGUCAUUAUACGGCAUACGCCAAGAACUGCCUGGACGAUCAAUGGUAUAACUUCGAUGACAGUCAAGUAACCAAGACGGACGAAUCUCAAAUCAUGACGUCUGCGGCAUACAUGCUCUUCUACCAAAGACGACGAAAAGGGCCCAAAACAGAUUUGACUCCAAUCCUCGACGAAUACCAAGCAAAGCUUGAGGCAGAGCAGGCCGCAUCCGCCGCCGCCAAAGCGAUCAAAACGUCCGGUUAUUUUUUAGCCAAGCCUUCCGCUCCGCUGCGUGCGUCGCCAACCAUCCGAUCGUCAAGUCCGUAUGGACUGGGUUUGGUUUCUCCGAAUACGACCUCAGCGGACACGACACACAACAAUUCGCGCAACAACUCGCGAGCCGCAUCUCCAGAUGGGUCGAUUACCGACCUUGAUGCGGAAAACGGGGACCGGAAGGCCACUGAGGACAUCAAGGCGCUACUGAAUCACGGCGUAUCUAGCGCGCCUCAUUCUCCUGUCGGAUCUCCGUUGCAUUCGGAGGCAACGAGUUUCCGUCCCUCUGCGGUUGGGUUUGACUUCGGCCUGCAGAACGAGGACUCGGAGUCUGCGCGAGCGACGACGCCCAUCUUGCCGGAGGAUGACUACUCUUCAUGGACCUCUCAAGCCCAGGAGCUGCAGUCACAUGGCGAGUACACACCUGUGCCACUGACGGAGUGGGAGGCGACCAGGCUUUCGGAGCAGGAUGAGGAGGUGGAGGACGUAGUCUUAGAUUUACCAGAAGAGGGAGAGGGAGGGCGGAGAGGGCCACAAGCUAUAGACAUUGAGCAGAACGAGCAAACGGAGGUACCAGUAGCCCGCGAAGGGCAUAAUUCCUCAGAAGCGACAAAGAAGUCAGAUUAGGCCGUGCACCUAUCCGAUAGGCAUUUUUCUUUUUAUGUAAAUAUUAUUUGCCUCGACGC
Messenger RNA from Fimicolochytrium jonesii, 4444 nucleotides. RefSeq lists its product as uncharacterized. The record is from RefSeq and is a predicted model, not a curated record. Gene Ontology annotation, molecular function: cysteine-type deubiquitinase activity. The coding region runs from base 15 to 4385 and encodes 1456 amino acids. Gene Ontology annotation, biological process: protein deubiquitination. The transcript is spliced from 8 exons. NCBI's taxonomy places the organism in Eukaryota, Fungi, Chytridiomycota, Chytridiomycetes, Spizellomycetales, Powellomycetaceae.